Molecule: messenger RNA, 3902 nt
Organism: Vitrella brassicaformis
Lineage: Eukaryota; Vitrellaceae
Source: the annotation of a GenBank genome assembly
CCCCCUCCUCUUAUGCGUCGGUGUCUGCUGCUUCCUUUGCCGACGGUGCUGAUCCUGCUGCAGCUGACGCUUAUUCCUUUGCCUGUUGAUUCAUUCCUCCUCGAGCAUCCACCCACACGUCCACCCACAUUCAUCAAGCCGCUCACUCACAGCCCUACUGCAACCUCCCUUCGUCAGCGGAAACCGCCGCAAGCACUCACGUCGUCGAGAGCCGUCGGCAUGGCUGCGGCAAGCGAAGCGCCAAGUGCGUCGUCAGCACCCGCAGACGCAGCGAGUGAUGACUCGCCUCGUCUUGACAUCAACGUGGUCAUCUCGUGCAUCGAAUCCCACUGGAGCACUGCGCCCCAGACCGUCGCUCAGUCGCUGGCCGAGUGGCACACGGUGAUGCGGCCCAAGAGGUCCUAUGACAAGCAGAGGCGGCAGAUAAAGGACCUGCUGGUGCGGCUGGUCACAUCCCAGAGGGCCAGUGAUGGGGCUGGGAGCCCUGAAGCUCUUGUGGUUUGCGUGCUGGAGCAUCUGCAGAAGGCGCAGGGAGGGUUCAAGAGUGUCCAGGCACUACUGCUAGGUGCACUUGUCGACACAAGGUGAGAGAAGGGCAGGGCGACCGGGCAGCGCUCUCACCGAUGAAUGUGUUCAUCUUCUUCUCAAACAGGUCCCACGGCGAUGGCUCUGAUGGAGCGCAGGCGAGGGGCGGCGGCGCAUCCAUUGACGGCCGGAAGGCGCUCUCUUUGUUGGAAACGGUGGAGGUGGAUCUCCUGCCGCUGUUCGUCAAGGCCAUGGAGCUGGACGCCCCUCCAUGCAAGAGGUACGUCAGAAGUACAGUACUUGCUCGUCGUGCAUGUUGACAAGUGUGUGUGUGCGUGUGUAUUCAGUUUGGUGCGAGACCAUUUCAGUCGCGCCCUCAAGUCGCGAAAGCACAAGACCGUGUUUAGACUGCUCGUCGCAUUCCGCCCACUUGAGGUCAGCGAACAAAGGACAGAUGGAAUCUGUCACUCAGUCUAUCCUUUUCUGUCGCCUCGUGGUCAGGCUGCCCCCGAUGCCCCCGCCCCUUCCCCUCCCCCCUCUCAGCACCAGCGUUCCCCCUCCCCCGUCCUUCCCCACCCCGAGACCCUCCCUGAGCACGAUCUGCGGGGCCUCAUCGAGAGCCUUGAUGCCCCGUCCGCCCGGCAGCUGUUCGAACACAACCCUCGGGCGCUGGCCAGGGCCUGGUCGACGCCCAAGCACUCCAAGCUUGCCGUCGGCUUGGUCAAACAGAACGGCUGGCCUAUAUCGGAUUUCCCUGAGCUGAACAUGGUGCUCUUCUCCAAGACGCUCCGAUACGCCAUCUUCUCCGAGGGCAUGACGUCGGCCGAGAUCCUGCGCUUUGUGGACGGGGAUCCCCACGCCCUCAUGGCCCUCUGCCAGGAGACUCUGCGCAUCUGCCCGUACACCGCUGUCAAGUGCGCCGAGGCUCUCACACAGGUGGGCGGGGCACAUGAAACGAAGACGGAGUGAAUGCGCACACAUGAGCAUCUGUGUGUCUGCUUUUGUGGCUGUGCAGUAUCAGGAGACCCACCCCCUGCCCCCCAGUCUGCGUCAAGACGUCAAUCGCCUCAUCUCGCAGCACAACGGCCGCCCCUUCGCCCCCAGGCUCAACACCCGCCCACGCGACCACAGACGCCGAUCGUCGGGCCCCGCAGAGGUGCUGGCUCUCGCUGACCUGGGCAUAGCGAUGCCUGGCGCAGCGGGGGCUGGUGGGGCGGGGGAGGUGGUGCUCGUAAACGACCCGAUGCAGCUGACUGAGGUGCUGGAGAGGCUCAAGCAAGAGGUCAGUGGAGACAGGGGGAACAACAAGGCUGACGUCUUGAAUUGCACCUUCCUUUUGAAUUGUUUUAGCCUUUUGUGGGUGUGGAUGGUGAGUGGCGGCCGGUUCUCUCAGCCUUCCAGCAGCAAAAGUGCGCCCUCCUGCAGAUCGCUGCCGGCAGGAUGGUGUAUCUGGUUGACCUUCACGCCAUGGGCGCCGCCGCAGACGAGCCCGUCAGUCAGUUCAUGAGCGACCCGACACCCAUCAAAAUCGGAUUCAUGUGAGCUGACGGACGGCAAAAUGCCUUUCACGCCCACGAGCACCACCGUGAGUGCGUGUGUGAUGUGUGCAGGUUUCACCAGGAGGAUGUGAAGGCGUUGAGGGCUCGGGGCGCCGCCUACAACAAGACCAUCACAUGCAUGGACGUCGGCAACAUCGCCAGGGCACUGCACUUCGUCAAAGACCCACCCAAGCCACCCAAGGACGAGACAGAUGAGAACGGCCAGCCCAAGGAGAAACCACAGUGGCCCCCAGCCGGUUGGCACCCACUCGGCGAUGCGGCCCGCAGCCCCCCUCCAUUCAGCUGCUCUCUCCCACCCCCACCACGCGGGAGCAGUCUGUCAAGUCUCUGUCACUUGCUACUUGGAAAACCACUUAGCAAGACCUCACAGUUCUGCAAUUGGGAGGUGAGGAACAGAGAGGGGGAGGGGAGGGGAGACGACGGAGAAUUCAUUACCAUGUUCCUGUGCUUAUUGUGCUUUUAGUAUCGUCCCCUGGAUGACGCCCAGGUGGCCUACGCAGCUCUGGACGCGGCCGCCAUCCCCCGGCUGAUCGAGAGGAUGGCGGCCGACUUGCAGGUGUCCACCACGGAAAUGCUUGCCAUGGCACACACGAGACACCAAAAGAGACGAGACGAUGACCGCGAGCCGGAUGAAGAUGAUCGGCCGGGCCCGUCAAACAGAGGUAGAGGAGAGCAGCAGCCGCGGCCCGAGAAGAGGGCCAAGCGCCAGGAGGGCAAGAAGCAGGGAGGGGCUGGCGGGGCAGUGGAUGGAGCCAAGGAGAGGUCCUCCAAGCAGCUGCCGUUUCGUGAUAUCAGUGCGUCAGACCUCAAGACCGCACAGCAGCAGUGGGCCAAGUACCGAACACUAAGUGAGCUCAGCAGGAAGGAGAACAGGAGAUGAGUGUCUCUUCAAUCGCCUCUCCUGAGUGUGUUGAAUUGAUAAUGGCCAGAUGGGAUUGAGGAAUGGCGGUUUGUGCUUCCUGUGCAGUGCCAGAAGCUGUGCCGGAAGCUGAGGGGCAUGGGGGUCGAUUCCUUGCUACGCACCGUAAGCAGCUCGACACACACAAACACGCGCGCGCGCGCGCGCACAUCCGCAAGACGGGUCUCACCAUUGUAUGUGUGUGUGUGUGACGUCCAGGAUUCGCAUCGUGACGGUAUGAUGUCGGUCGCUCACAGUGAUGAGAGGGUCAUAUUGACCAAGGAGAGUGGCAAGAACGGCCUGUACAAGAACAUGCCCGUCUACUACCUGCAGAGCGACCUCAUCGAUGCACAGCUGCGCGAAGUGCUGCAGGUCAGUGGCAAGGCGGGGAGGCACAUGUGGCGUAUGGUGUUCAUGCGCACCUGUGUGUGUGAGUGUGUGUGGGUUAGGUUUUCGGCAUUGAGUUUGGCGACGAUGACAUCUGCUCGCGGUGUGCCCACUGCAAUGCAUGCGAAUGGCAGGUGGGUCGGGGCGAUCGAGAGAACACGGACAACACGCCGUCUCUCUGUCUGGUCGUUAGGAGGCGGCUCGCGAGGAGGUGCAGGACAUGGUGUCCCCGGCUGCGUAUGAGCAGAACGAGACCUUUUGGCGGUGUGGGGGGUGUCAGCGUCUGUAUUGGGAGGGGCCGCUUUGGCACAAGGCCAGGGCCCACUUCCAGUCGUUCAGAGAGGAGCUCAAGAGCCCUGACACCGAUGGAUGAGCUCGGGGAUGGGCAGUUGUGAGUGUGGAAUACUUUCGAGGCUGUCUUUGUGUAUGCUUUUGCGUGUGGGUGGAUGAUGGCGUUUAUCUGUCUGUCUGUGUAUGGGACAUACCAUGCGAUGCAUGCGCACCAUUCAUUCUGUGGACCAUUUGUCUAUCAG